ACCUCGGUAACAUCGCUUCGUGUCGCACGAUAAAACCAGGCGGAACAGCAUUUAUUAAGCAUUUCGCUCAACAUAUGAUUUGACUUCGCACUGCAGGGCUCACUGCUAAUUGCCAUCAAUAAAGCCGAAGCGUGUUGUCGCAGCAAAUACGGACCGCCCAACUCGAACUUUAAGUAAUUGCAAUGCCACUGCAACAUAUUAUAGAAGGCGGAGUCCAAACGGCUGCGCUUGUCAUAAGCGGAAAACACAACAAAAUUAUUAUAUAAGGAGUACAUGAUUAUUUAGGAGUUGUUGGAGUAUAUAAGCACAUGUUACGGAAUUCAGCACAUUUCUUUGUAAUUUAAAAACUGCACAAUGAACACCAAACAGUUUGUAUUUCUCGUAAUUAUUUAUCAAUACACAUUCUACACAGGAGUGACCACUCUGGAGGUGCCCAAACAUAUGGUAUCAGGUGUAAAGAAAUUGACUAAUAUAUGCAUAAAGGAAUCUGGUGCCAGCGAAGAUUUAUUUAAGGAUAUCAGGGCGACGGGAGAAUUGCCCAACAAUCAAAAUUUAAAGUGUUUCAUGCAUUGUGUGCUGGACAAAAUUGGAUUGAUUGAUGAUGACAACAUCGUGCACUUGGAUAAUCUCAUUGAAAUAAUGCCACCCGAUUUUGUGCCGAUAAUCGAACAGUUGCACACAACAUGUGGCACAAAAAGUGGCGCGGAUGGCUGCGAAACGGCAUUUUUAACAAUAGAGUGUUAUAUAAAAAAAGAGCCAAUCAUAUCAAAAAUGUUGUUUUCAACAUUCGCGGAUUGAUUUUGCAAAUGAAAAUAAAUAAAUAAAUAAAUACGUAAAUAGUAAAACGGAUGUAUUAAAAAUUAAGCGCACCUGUAAAGCGAAUCGUCAAUACGCAGCAGCAGCAGGCAACGCACAAUGCGCAAGCUCUCAAUUUGCACCUUAAUCAUGGCAUCCUAAAAAGUAAUAUAUAAAAUAUAUAGCAUUAAAUAAUUGUAAAUAUAUAAAAAAAA
Molecule: messenger RNA, 1010 nt
Organism: Bactrocera dorsalis (oriental fruit fly)
Lineage: Eukaryota; Metazoa; Arthropoda; Insecta; Diptera; Tephritidae
Gene: Obp69a
Product: general odorant-binding protein 69a
Exons: 5
Coding region: 355-798 (147 amino acids)
Biological process (GO): sensory perception of smell
Molecular function (GO): odorant binding
Source: RefSeq, a predicted model, not a curated record